UAUUUUUCCUUUAAAAAAAAAAAAAAAGAAAAGAAAGAAAAGAAUUAGGGGCAGCCAUUUUUCUUAAAAACCUCACCCUCCUUACAAGCUCACAUAAGCAAUCCAUAGGUACUGAAGGCUCCCAGCUCCAGCAUCAGAUGAGUUAACAUCUCAAGCUUUAAGAAGAAAAAGAUCAAGAUUGCGAAAUAAACUGAAAUUGAUCUGUGGGAGGGGGAAAAUGCGGGGGCCACUGGGGAAUGAAGAGGAUCCGAUGGAAGAAAUGGAAAAUGAGGAUAUGUCAGAGGAAGAAGAAGAGGGAGUAAUGGAAUCAAUAGACGCCUUCUUUUUAGAGGAGCACUUGGGACCUCCCAAAAGAAAAAAAUCCAAAAAAUCAAAGGAGAACAAAACAUCUAACACAAAACGAAGAAAAAAAGAGGGAAGUGAUGAGGAGGUUUCAGAGAAUGAAGAUGAGAUGGAAGAAAAAUCUGAGAGCGAUGGAAGUGAUUAUGCCCCUAAUAAAAAAAAGAAGAAAAAACUUAAGGAGAAGAAAGAGAAAAAAACAAAACGGAAAAAGAAAGAUGAUGAUGAUGAUGAUACUGAAGACGGAGGUAUAAAGGUGCCAAAUGGUGAAGACCUUCUUCUCCAUAGUGGGAGCGGCCAUCUUGGAGCACAGGAGCCAAAAACCUCAGCUCAGUUAAUGGAAGAGUGGGGCCUUGAUAAUGUUGAUUAUGCGUUCUCAGAAGAUGAUUAUCACACUCUCACUAACUACAAGGCAUUCAGUCAGUUUCUCAGGCCUUUAAUUGCAAAGAAAAAUCCAAAAAUCCCAAUGUCCAAGAUGAUGACAGUGCUUGGUGCCAAAUGGCGAGAGUUCAGUGCCAACAACCCAUUAAAAGGGAGCUCAGCAGCAGCAGCGGCAGCAGCAGUGGCAGCAGCUGUUGAAACUGUAGCUGUGGCUCCUCCAUUGAUGGUCACUCCUCAACAACCAGUCCAGCCUGCACCCAUAAGGAAAGCAAAAACCAAGGAGGGAAAAGGCCCAGGUGUAAGGAAGAAAUCUAAAAACUCGAAAGAUGGCAAGAAAAAGGCGAAAAACAAGAAAAUUUCAAGUCUAAAAUUUAAGUUUGGAGGAAUGGCCAGCAAAAGGAAAAAGGGAUCAUCUAGUGAGGAGGAUGAUCGAGAGGAGUCGGACUUUGACAGCGCUAGUAUCAACAGUUCUUCUGUGCGGUCUGAUAUCUCUGCGGGUUUGGGCAAAAAGCCCAAAAAAGGAAAAAAGAAAAAAAGAGUUGAAGAAGGAGAUGGAUAUGAAACAGACCAUCAGGAUUAUUGUGAGGUUUGCCAGCAAGGAGGGGAGAUUAUUCUGUGUGACACAUGCCCUCGUGCCUAUCACCUUGUCUGCCUGGAUCCAGAACUGGAGAAAGCCCCUGAGGGCAAGUGGAGCUGCCCGCACUGUGAAAAAGAAGGCAUUCAAUGGGAGCCUAAAGAAGAUGAAGAGGAUGAAGAGGAAGGGGUUGAAGAAGAAGAGGAAGAAGAUGAUCACAUGGAAUUUUGCCGUGUUUGUAAAGAUGGCGGAGAGCUUCUGUGCUGUGACACUUGUCCAUCUUCUUAUCAUUUGCACUGUCUAAAUCCACCUUUGCCUGAAAUCCCUAAUGGUGAAUGGUUGUGCCCGCGAUGUACGUGUCCCCCUUUAAAAGGAAAAGUUCAGCGAAUCCUACAUUGGGUCUGGAGAGAAGCGCCCCCGCCUACGUCUGUACCACCUGGUGAGAUUGACCCACUUAUGCCACCACCAAAGCCUGUGGAGGGCAUUCCUGAGAGAGAAUUUUUUGUGAAGUGGGCGGGGCUUUCCUACUGGCACUGCUCAUGGGUUAAAGAACUACAGCUGGAGCUCUACCACACGGUGAUGUUCCGGAAUUACCAAAGAAAGAAUGAUAUGGAUGAUCCCCCGCCAUUUGAUUAUGGCUCCGGAGAUGAGGAAAGCAAAAGUGAGAAGCGCAAAAGCAAAGAUCCUGAAUAUGCAAAGAUGGAAGAAAAAUAUUACAAAUAUGGCAUUAAACCUGAGUGGAUGAUGAUACACCGAAUAAUGAACCACAGCUUUGAUAAAAAAGGAGAUGUCCAUUAUCUGAUAAAGUGGAAGGAUUUGCCCUAUGACCAGUGCACUUGGGAAUUUGAUGAUAUGGAUAUUCCAGAAUACGAAAAUCUGAAAGAGGCUUAUUGGGAUCACAGGGCAUUAAUGCUGGGAGAAGAUGCACGGCCUCCAAAUAUCCUUUUCAGGAAAGGAAAAAAACUGAGAGAAGAAAAACUGGAAAAACCACCUGUAACACCAAUAGUUGAUCCUACCGUUAAGUUUGACAAGCAGCCAUGGUAUAUUGAUGCAACAGGUGGAACUUUACAUCCUUAUCAGUUAGAAGGACUUAACUGGCUAAGGUUUUCCUGGGCGCAAGGGACUGAUACCAUCCUUGCAGAUGAAAUGGGACUAGGGAAGACUGUUCAAACUAUUGUGUUCCUCUAUUCCCUUUAUAAAGAGGGUCAUUCUAAAGGUCCGUAUUUGGUCAGUGCCCCACUUUCCACCAUCAUCAACUGGGAGCGUGAAUUUGAGAUGUGGGCACCAGAGUUUUAUGUGGUAACAUACACCGGUGACAAAGACAGUCGAGCCGUUAUCAGAGAAAAUGAGUUUUCUUUUGAGGAUAAUGCUAUCAAAAGUGGAAAAAAAGUGUUCAGGAUGAAAAAAGAAGCUCAAAUAAAAUUUCACGUAUUGCUCACAUCUUAUGAACUCAUUACUAUUGACCAUGCAAUUCUGGGAUCUAUUGAGUGGGCAUGUCUUGUGGUGGAUGAGGCUCACAGACUGAAAAACAACCAAUCAAAAUUCUUUAGGGUAUUAAAUAGCUACAAGAUUGACUAUAAACUACUGCUUACUGGAACACCACUUCAGAAUAACUUAGAGGAACUUUUUCAUCUUCUCAAUUUCUUGACACCUGAAAGAUUUAACAAUCUGGAAGGUUUCUUGGAAGAGUUUGCAGACAUCUCCAAGGAAGACCAAAUUAAGAAACUUCAUGACUUGCUGGGGCCCCACAUGCUAAGGAGGCUGAAAGCAGAUGUAUUCAAGAACAUGCCAGCCAAAACAGAAUUAAUAGUGCGAGUGGAGCUUAGCCAAAUGCAAAAGAAGUAUUACAAGUUCAUAUUAACUAGAAAUUUUGAAGCUUUGAACUCUAAAGGAGGAGGAAACCAGGUGUCAUUGCUAAAUAUAAUGAUGGACUUGAAGAAGUGCUGUAAUCACCCUUACCUCUUUCCUGUUGCUGCUGUGGAAGCCCCAGUGCUGCCAAAUGGAUCUUAUGAUGGGAACUCUUUAGUUAAAUCUUCUGGAAAAUUGAUGCUGCUGCAAAAAAUGCUAAAGAAAUUGAAGAAUGAAGGGCAUCGAGUCUUAAUUUUCUCGCAGAUGACAAAAAUGCUGGAUUUACUUGAAGACUUUCUGGAAUAUGAAGGCUAUAAAUAUGAGCGAAUUGAUGGAGGAAUCACAGGAGGGCUACGCCAAGAGGCAAUUGACAGGUUUAAUGCUCCCGGAGCCCAACAGUUCUGUUUUCUUCUGUCCACACGAGCUGGAGGUCUGGGGAUAAACUUGGCAACUGCUGAUACAGUAGUUAUUUAUGAUUCAGAUUGGAACCCCCACAAUGAUAUACAGGCUUUCAGCAGAGCUCACAGAAUUGGGCAGAAUAGAAAAGUCAUGAUAUAUCGAUUUGUGACAAGAGCAUCUGUAGAGGAAAGAAUAACUCAGGUUGCAAAGAGGAAGAUGAUGUUGACUCACCUGGUUGUCCGUCCAGGACUUGGAUCCAAAUCAGGAUCCAUGACUAAGCAAGAGCUGGAUGAUAUUUUAAAAUUUGGAACAGAAGAACUAUUCAAGGAUGAUAUGGAAGCAGACCAUAAUACUGGCACAUUAGCAGUUUACAAGAAAACUGGUGACAAUAAAGAUGUUGAAGACAGCAGUGUAAUUCACUAUGAUGAUGCCGCCAUUUCAAAACUUUUGGAUCGAAAUCAAGAUGCGACCGAGGAUACUGAAAUACAAAAUAUGAAUGAAUAUCUUAGUUCUUUCAAAGUGGCUCAGUACGUUGUGCGGGAAGAAGAUGGCGUGGAGGAAGUUGAACGGGAAAUCAUUAAACAGGAAGAGAACGUAGAUCCAGAUUACUGGGAAAAGUUGUUGCGGCAUCAUUAUGAACAGCAACAAGAAGAUCUUGCAAGGAACCUAGGCAAAGGAAAAAGAAUCCGUAAGCAAGUCAACUACAAUGAUGCUUCUCAGGAAGACCAAGAAUGGCAGGAUGAACUUUCUGACAACCAAUCAGAAUACUCCAUUGGAUCUGAGGAUGAGGAUGAGGACUUUGAAGAAAAGCCUGAAGGUGGAAGAAGACAAUCUAGAAGACAACUGAAAAGUGACAGAGAUAAACCUCUUCCCCCUCUUCUUGCCAGAGUUGGAGGAAACAUUGAGGUUCUUGGUUUUAAUGCUAGACAACGUAAGGCUUUCUUAAAUGCUAUUAUGAGAUGGGGAAUGCCACCACAAGAUGCGUUUAAUUCACACUGGCUGGUGAGAGACCUUCGAGGAAAAAGUGAAAAGGAAUUUAGGGCCUAUGUUUCUUUAUUUAUGAGGCACCUCUGUGAACCAGGAGCUGAUGGAGCAGAAACGUUUGCUGAUGGAGUUCCAAGAGAAGGUCUUUCUCGACAGCACGUUCUCACUAGAAUUGGAGUUAUGUCACUCGUUCGAAAGAAGGUUCAAGAGUUUGAACAAGUAAAUGGAAAAUACAGUACCCCAGAUAUGAUCCCAGAGGGCGUAGAAAAUAAAAAAUGUUUUGACAUUGUUUCCUCGGAUCCCACUACACCAGUUCCAGCAAGUCCGGCUCCAACACAAACUGGGACAGCUACUCUUCCAGAGAAGAGUGACAUGCAGUCAGCCUUGCCAGAGGAAAAUGAGCUAGCUGAGAAUAAGACCACAUCUCCUUUGGAGACACAGACCACAACAAAUCAGGAAGCAACAGAACAUGAAGAAAAGAACAACCAAUUAGAAAGCAAAGAAAAGAGAAUCAAAGACACAGAAGAAGAGGAAGAAGAAGAGGUUGAUGAGGAAGAGGAUGACGAUGAUAAAGAAACAUUAAAUCAAAAUUCCAAAGCUCAAAUACCUCAAGAACAAGAGAAGCCAUUAGAAAAGCCAGAGUUGAAUAUUGCUCAAAAUAAAAUGGAAGAGAAGGAACCUAAGACAGAAGAAGAUAGCAAACCUGACGAAAAAGAUGAUUGUGAGAAUCAACAAAAUGGAGAAAAUGAUGUAAAACAGGAAGAUGAAGAGGAGAAAAAAGAAGAUAAAAGCGCGAAAUAUAAAUUUAUGUUUAAUAUCGCUGAUGGUGGCUUUACAGAGCUACACACACUAUGGCAAAAUGAGGAAAGGACUGCUAUUUCCUCAGGCAAGAUAUAUGAUAUCUGGCACAGAAGACACGAUUACUGGCUGCUUGCUGGAAUUGUUACACACGGUUAUGCACGAUGGCAAGAUAUUCAAAAUGACCCUCGCUAUUUAAUUUUAAAUGAGCCUUUUAAGUCAGAGAUACACAAAGGAAAUUACCUAGAGAUGAAAAACAAGUUUCUUGCACGGAGAUUUAAGUUGCUUGAACAGGCAUUGGUUAUUGAAGAGCAACUUCGAAGAGCAGCUUAUCUCAACAUGACCCAGGAUCCUAACCAUCCAGCCAUGGCGCUCAAUGCACGUUUGGCUGAAGUGGAGUGCCUUGCUGAGAGUCACCAGCAUCUCUCCAAAGAGUCCCUCGCUGGAAACAAGCCCGCAAAUGCUGUUCUGCAUAAAGUUCUAAACCAGUUAGAGGAGCUGCUGAGUGACAUGAAAGCUGAUGUGACCCGUUUGCCGUCAAUGUUAUCUAGAAUACCACCAGUUGCUGCUCGAUUACAAAUGUCUGAACGUAGUAUUCUAAGCAGGCUGACCAAUCGAGGAGGUGAUUCAGCGGUUCAGGGGUCAUUUGGAUCUUCUCAAAUGUACAACAACAACUUUGCCCCAAAUUUCCGAGGAACUGGUCCUGGCAGUAUUGUCAACUACAGCCAGAUGCCUCUUGGACCGUAUGUGACUGCACUGAAUGGAACAUACGCAGCUUAUCCAGACAGAAGAACAGUAGAUUUGCUGAAAGAUGCUGCCUCUUUGGAAUGCAAAGGGAGACUUAAUGAUAUUAUAUUUAUUGAAGACUAAGUCACAGGCAGAAGCAAGUUGUGUGCAGAGACAGCCAUAUUCGUACUUCUAGUGUUUUAUGAAACCAUCAAAUGGACUUCUUGUUGAAAAAAAAAGGGAUUUAUUUUCCUUGUACAUUUUUUGCACUUUUCUUAUUGAAGACUUGAAGAGUUUGUCUUGAUAAAAGUUGAAUUACAUAUGAAGGGUAUUACCAUAAUAUCUAUGUUUCUCUUUUUAUCAGCUUUUGAAAGAAACUUAUUUUUUGUCCAAUACAUUAAUAUGCAGCCUUUUAUAUUAUUAUUAUUGUUUUGGUUUCCGCUGCUGCAUGCGAUAGUAUGCCCUUCAUUGGUCUUGAUCAGAUGUUUCACAGUAUUCUUUCCGGUUGAUACCUUACAAUAAAUGUGCCCAAUUCUAGGCUUCAGCUGCCUAACCCAGUGCCAGUAUUAGUGAGAUUUCUGCUUAAAACAGUUUUGAUAGUGACUAAUAUCAAGGCACUUUUUGCUCAUACAGAAGUGUCUUUAAGGGGGGAUAAAAGUCAGUAGUGUGGUGAGACUAAAGCCCUAGCAUACUAAUUUAACAUACUUGUAAUACAAAGUGCAUUUAAGAAAGGGCUUUUUUAGUGUAAGAGCAACACCUUUUGUAUGCACCUGGUGCCUAUCUUGUAGCCAAGCGAGGCACUGAUUUGUGGAUAGUUACAGUAUACUUGUUAAGCUCUUGCACAAGAGCACAUUUAAGGAUUCUCUAAAAAGGAAAUCUAUGUAAAAAAAAAACACAGCCAAAGCAGACACUUUUUAUUGCAAAGCCAGUUAAAUAAUAUGCUGGAGCUGUGUGAACCCCAAAAUAAUAUUCACUUUUAUGUAUCUGUAAAUCAUUAAAUGAUAUUGACUCUUUGAGUACAAGCCCAGGCUAACUGUGAACUACUUGCUAUCUUUAUUUCUGGUAAAGCAUCAAUUGUCUGGCCCACGUAUGUGCUACUGCAUUUUCUUGUCAGAAGACUGCUAGAUGAAAUUUGGAAUAAUUAACACCUUUGUUAACAACACCUUUUAAAUAUGGACUCUCUUGCCUAAAACAUAAUAUAUAAUUUUUUAACAGAGCACCUAUAAGGCAUAUACAAUUUCAUAUUGUUAUAGUAUUAUUUAAUAUGAACUCUGCAUGUAUUUGAGGAAUACAUGUCUAAUUUGACCAAAUUAUGUAAAGACCCUAUCCUUUACUUUGAACAGUUUGAAACAGGAUCUAAAAAAAAAGACAUUGCAGAAGGUGAAUGGAGAAUUAAACCUAUAAGGAGAGGUUAGCAAACUGGGUCUGUUUUCUCUAGAAAAAGGUGCUUGAGAGGUGACAUGAUUACUUUAUAUAUUCGAGGCUCAUAUACAGAGAUGGCAUAAGCUCUGUUUAUUCCAAGAAAAAGAAAAUUGUUUGUGACAAGAGGUCACAAUUUAAGGCUGGAGGAAAGGAGAUUUAAUCUCCGGCAACGUAAAUGUUUUUUUUACUGUAAGAGCAAUCAAAUUGUGGAACUCAUUACCUGAGGAGGUAGUAAAUGCCAAUACCUUACAUACAUUUAAAAAUGAUUUAGGUACAUUUCUGUCUAGAAACAGAAUUCAGGGAUAUGAUUGCUUGUGUUAAAUAGGUCAUCUUUUUUAAUGGGAUUAAUUUAAGAUAAA
This is a messenger RNA of Bombina bombina (fire-bellied toad), 7830 nucleotides long. RefSeq names its product chromodomain helicase DNA binding protein 5 (gene CHD5). The record is from RefSeq and is a predicted model, not a curated record. Bases 218 to 6193 code for a protein of 1991 amino acids. The transcript has 42 exons. Gene Ontology annotation, molecular function: DNA binding; histone binding; ATP binding. Lineage: Eukaryota; Metazoa; Chordata; Amphibia; Anura; Bombinatoridae. Gene Ontology annotation, biological process: negative regulation of transcription by RNA polymerase II; chromatin remodeling. Gene Ontology annotation, cellular component: NuRD complex; chromatin; nucleus.